CAGUGCGCAUGCUCCCUUCCGGGUCAGCGGGUCAGCGAGUCUGUCACGGUAAAUGGCGCUGGUGGCGGGAAAGUUGAGUGCUUGGUGCGCCCAGCCUUCGGGGCGAUGUGUAGUGACUUCCACAGGGCCGAGUCUGGGACGGAGCUCCUUGCCCGACUUGAAGGUAGAAGUUCCUUGAAAGAAAUAGAACCAUAUCUGUUCACUGAUGAAGUUUCAUCUGUACAUGGUGAUAUUCUUGAAUUUCAUGGUCCAGAGGGAACAGGAAAAACAGAAAUGCUUUAUCAUUUAACAGCACGAUGUAUACUUCCAAAAUCGGAAGGUGGACUGGAAGUAGAAGUCUUAUUUAUUGAUACAGAUUAUCACUUUGAUAUGCUUCGGCUUGUUACAAUUCUCGAGCAUAGACUAUCCCAAAGUUCAGAAGAAAUGGUAAAACACUGCCUCGGAAGGUUGUUCUUGGUGAACUGCAAUAGCAGCACCCAGCUGCUCCUCACACUGUACUCACUAGAAACUGUGGUUUGUAGCCACCCGUCCCUCUGCCUUUUGAUCUUGGACAGCCUGUCAGCUUUUUACUGGAUAGACCGUGUCAAUGGAGGAGAAAGUGUUAAUUUACAGGAGGCUACUCUGAAGAAAUGUGCUCAGUUCUUAGAGAAACUUGUAAAUGAGUAUCGCUUAGUACUUUUUGCAACAACACAAAGUAUAAUGCAGAAAACCUCAAACUGGACAGAAGGACCUUCUUCUGCCUUUAACCAUCCGAAGGAGGCAGAUGCAGACUAUAGACCCUAUCUCUGUAAGGAGUGGCAACAAGUAGUAAAGCACAGAAUAUUUUUCUCCAAACAAGAGGAUUUUAAAACCAACCAAUUUUCUUUAGUUUCACGUCAUUUAAAAAGCAACAGUUUAAAAAAGCAUACUUUUGUUAUUGGAGAAAAUGGCAUUGAGUUUUGUUGAUAUGUAUCAUAAAAUAGUGUUUUUCAGGAUAUUCAAAAUUUUUAAAGUCUUUACUGAAAUAAAAUGAUCCAAUUAUAAGGCUUUUUUUUUUUUUAAGAUUUUUAUUUAGUUAUUCAUGAGAGACACAGAGAGAGAGAGAGAGGCAGAGACACAGG
Canis lupus familiaris (dog) is the source of this 1100-nucleotide messenger RNA. It is a transcript of the gene XRCC2, whose product is annotated as X-ray repair cross complementing 2. Gene Ontology annotation, cellular component: Rad51B-Rad51C-Rad51D-XRCC2 complex; replication fork; centrosome. Gene Ontology annotation, molecular function: ATP-dependent DNA damage sensor activity; ATP binding; four-way junction DNA binding. Bases 106 to 945 code for a protein of 279 amino acids. Gene Ontology annotation, biological process: double-strand break repair via homologous recombination; DNA strand invasion. Lineage: Eukaryota; Metazoa; Chordata; Mammalia; Carnivora; Canidae. The transcript has 3 exons. The record is from RefSeq and is a predicted model, not a curated record.